Molecule: messenger RNA, 2384 nt
Organism: Prorocentrum cordatum
Lineage: Eukaryota; Dinophyceae; Prorocentrales; Prorocentraceae
Source: the annotation of a GenBank genome assembly
GAUGGGGCAUCGAGGCCUGGGGGCAGUUGCGUAUCGAGUUCGAGCCGAAGCUUCCCAGCCGCUUCCAGGGCAUGCUGCAGCAUUUGCUAGACCCUACGCGUGGCCCAGACGCCGUCGAGAACAUCUAUGCAUGGGAGCGGAAGCUGAAGCAGUAUGAGGGCAACCAGAGGACCCACCUCAACCUGCAGGCGGGACGCCUGCAGACGUACGAAGCGGCCAGGAACGAGGCGAUCCCGCACCUGCGCGCGACCGCCAGCCAGGGGCAGGGGCCCGCGCCCAUUGACUUGGGCCCAGUGACGGGAGAGCUGCGCCCUAUGACGAGGGACGGCAAUUGCAAGGGAAAGUGCCAGGGCAGGUCAGGCAAAGGCAAGGACCACGGCGGCAAGGGCGGGAAAAAGAGGGCCUGCUUCUACUCAGCCAAGCAGAACCACGCGAAGCCAGAGUGCAGGGCGCCCGCGACGGACCGCGCGAAUAAGGACAUCGAGCCAGACAAGGCUGGGCGAUACAUGGGCAAUCCAGUCGACAAGAUCACUGGCAAGCGUGCCGCCGCCGAGAAGGGGGACGCGGCAGCGCUGACGGCGCUGUCUGAUGACGACUACUACGAAGAGGCAUGCGGUUUCGUCUUCGCCCUGACCGACGAGGCGAUCGUGAUAGGGGGCUGCCGCGCGCUCGAGGGCGACGAGUUCGCGGACGGCAACGAGGUCGCACGCAACGGCAGGAAGGAAGUGAGCAUGGUGGACCAGAGCUCGGGCGAGCGACUGACGGUGAACUCCGAGGCGAAAGGGGCGCGGAAGCCGAUCGCGGCGGGGAGCUCUGCAGUCGACGCGGGCUACGGAGUGUCGCUGUACGACGGAGGGGGCUAUAUCGCGAAGCCCGGGCGCGCGCAGGAGUUGGCGACGGUCGCGAGAGACAGCGUCGGCAAGAACAGGCCCAUCGAGCACGGCGUCUUCGCCAUCCCAGCUCGGCGGCGCCCGAGCAGCGGCGAGCUGCGCGCGGCGACGGGGAGGGGUGAGAAGCCGAAGAAGCGCGCGAGGUUCAGCGACGACCUCGAGGAGAGCGAGGGCGCCAGGCCCGCGCUUGCCAAAGCGCUCGCGCCGUGGCCGAGCGCGGAGGCGAAUGCUAGGCACGGGCUGACCCGCUGCCCGCACCGCGCCCGGCGCAGGCGCUGCUUGACGGGCCGGGCGACCGAGGGCCCCUACGAGAGCCAGUCCACGGAGUCGACGGUUCCAAAGCUCGCGCUGGACUGCUGCUUCCGGGCGCGCGAAGGGGAGCUGCAGAAGGUCGCGGUUCUGGUCUUCGCGCCGAGGCCCCUUGGCGCCGCGGGGGCGACGCGCGUGGCGAAGAAGGGGAUUGAUGACGUUGCAGUCGAGAUCGUGCUCUCCCACCUCGAGGCGCGGGGUGCCGGCGAGGUCGUGCCGAGGGCAGACAAGGGGCCAGCCGCCCAGGCGCUGCCCGUGGAUCGACGCCGGCGACGAGUCGAGCACCACCGCGCUGCGAUCGGGAAAUCCACGAAGCACGACAGCAAGGCGAACGGCGGCAUCGAGGUGGCGGUGCGCUGGGCGGAGUCGCUCACUCGCACCUGCGCGGCCGUCAUCGAGGACAAGUACAAUGCCGAGGCGGCGAACCAGUCGGUGAUCCUCCCGUGGCCGGUCAGACCCUCGGCGCGCAUCAUCGCGAGGUCCGUUCUGAAAAGUGAUGGUCGAAGAGCCUGGGCGACAAUGCGAGGUGAGGAGUUCGCGUCGCCUCUCGCGGGCGCGGGCGAGACGGUGGCUUUCGGGCUGAUUCGCAAGGGCCAGUCGAAGCUCGACCCACGCUGGGCCUCGGGGGUGUUUCUCGGGCGGAGGGACAAGAGCGAUGAGGUUGUCGCGGGCGCAGCGCGAGGGAUCGAGUUCACAAGGCCAGUCAUCGACGCGGCCCCCGCUGCGCCCAUGGACACCGACCCAGAGGCCGAGAAGCUGUUCGCGGGCAGCUUCCACGACCAGCACGCUGGGGACGCGCACCCGAAGGAGCUGGCGCUGGAGGGCGCGAAGCGCGAGCUCGGCGAGAUGGAGGGGCCCGAGGCGAUGGUCUGGAAGAAGCGCAGCGAGAAGCCGCCAGGCGAGAGAGUGAUCUCCACCAAGCUCUUCCACGCGCGGAAGGGGCCAGACUGCGUGCGAUCGCGGAUCGUCGCGCGGGAGUUCGCAGGAGGCGUCUUCGCGCCAGAACACUAUGGAGGGGCACCUCCGACGCGGGCGCUGAAGCUGGUGAUCUCGAGGCUGGCAUCGCUUAGAGAGUCGAGGCAGCUUGCGUCGCACGACAUCUCGACGGCAUUCUUUCAUGCGCAGCUGAAGGAGGCAGUCUGGGCCGAGCCGCCGACGGAGUUGAAUUGCCCAGACUGGCUCUAG